AUGCUGCCACUGCCCCUUCCGGCUGUCAAAGCCUCGACGACCUGCGCUGCUGCCGCUGUCUCUUCUGGCUGUCAAAGCCUCGAUGACCUGCUCUCCUCCCACUGCCCCUUCUGGCUGUCAAAGCCUCAACAACCUGCGCUGCUGCCACUGCCCCUUCUGGCUGUCAAAGCCUCGAUGACCUGCUCUCCUCCCACUGCCCCUUCUGGCUGUCAAAGCCUCAACGACCUGCGCUGCUGCCACAGCCUCUUCUGGCUGUCAAAGCCUCGAUUACUUGCGGUGCUCCCCCUGCCUCUUCUGGCUGUCAAAGCCUCAACGACCUGCGCUGCUGCCGCAGCCUCUUCUAACUCUCAAAGCCUCGAUGACCUGCGCUGCUGCCGCAGCCCCUUCUUGCUGUCAAAGCCUCGAUGA
Messenger RNA from Podarcis lilfordi (Lilford's wall lizard), 408 nucleotides. Lineage: Eukaryota; Metazoa; Chordata; Lepidosauria; Squamata; Lacertidae. The record is from the annotation of a GenBank genome assembly.